AUGGUAUACCUGUCAAGGGAGAUGGCGGUCAGCUCUCAAACGGGCUCCUACUCCUACCUUGUCCGGUCCCAAGAAGACCACCGGAGGAUGCUCAUGGUACGCUUCUUGGCUUGCAUUGACCUUGCACAUGAUCGCUACCCGCCGGAAGAAUUAUUCACCACACGGGAUGGUGUUAGCUCCCGCAUGGAGGUCUUCGAGGUGGACGUUAUUGGGAGGCGGCUGAUCCCACUGAACGGCAUGGGCAAAUAUGCAGCAUUCGUUGGUAAGAUUUAUUCUGUCAUGCUUCCUACUGACAAGUUUCCAAAGCUUGCUCCCAAUUCGGUGUACCUCAACUACCGCCACCAGAAAUGGUGUGACUUGGGCAUCUACUGCUUCAAGGACAGGAGGAUAAGCCCACCAAGGGAGUUCACACAGGGUACUUAUCGGAGGUUAUUCCCUUGUGCCUGCCACUGGGAGCUUGCUGAUUAUCUAAUGGUCGACUCGAACAGCUGA
This is a messenger RNA of Miscanthus lutarioriparius, 492 nucleotides long. NCBI's taxonomy places the organism in Eukaryota, Viridiplantae, Streptophyta, Magnoliopsida, Poales, Poaceae. The record is from the annotation of a GenBank genome assembly.